UCUCCGACAGCUGGUUCCUUAAUCACCUGAACAAAGAAAGAGUCCUCCAUUUUUCUCUCUCUAUCUAUCGUGCAUCCCCAAUGGAGUUUUACGCUUACCCUUCUAAUUCUUUCCGCCCUUCUUCUUCGCCGCCGCCGCCGCCGUCGUCUUCUUCUUCUUCGGCUUCACCGGAGGAAUCUUGUUCUCCGCUCGGGUUUUUAGUCAACAAGAUCAAAGAAUUCGCUCGAUGCGCCGUCUCCGCCAUUCUCGGAAAUGUUUUCUCUGCAAUUUUCACAUUUUUCUUUGCCUUGGUGGGUACCUUAUUGGGAGCAAUAACGGGAGCAUUGAUAGGCCAAGAAACAGAAAGUGGCUUUGUUAGAGGGGCUUCCGUGGGGGCAAUUUCGGGGGCCGUUUUUUCUAUCGAGGUCUUCGAGUCAUCUCUUCUUUUAUGGCAGUCCGAUGAAUCCGGUUUAGGCUGUCUCCUCUACCUCAUUGAUGUGAUAGCGAGCCUUUUAAGUGGUAGGCUGGUGCGUGAGCGUAUCGGGCCGGCUAUGCUUAGUGCAGUGCAAAGUCAGAUGGGAGCUGUUGAAGUACCAUUUGAGGAGGUUCCGAACAUAUUUGAUAUAGGUGGGGCGAAGGGUUUAUUGGUGGACUCCGUUGAAAGAAUCCCGAAAUUCACAAUUACUCGAGACGAAAUCGUCGAUACUCCUGGAGAUGGAGUAUCUUGUUCGGUUUGCCUUCAGGACUUUCAAGUAGGGGAGACUGUUCGCCGUUUGCCACAGUGUCACCACAUGUUUCAUCUACCUUGCAUCGAUACUUGGCUUGUGAGACACGGUUCUUGCCCACUGUGCCGAAGGGAUCUUUGAUAUACUACUUAUUCUUCUUCUCUCUCUCUAUCUCUCUAUCUCUAUGACAUGAAAAAAAAAGACCGGUUCUUUGAUUCCUUAACACUUGUAGGGUUUCAGUACUAUAUAUUAGAUGAACCCUCGGUUGUAGAAUAUUUUUUCGAUGCAGCACAUAUGUAAUUAUUAAGCACUAGUAUGAGAGUAUGGCCAUUGCUCCGUCAUCAUUUUGUUGUAAAUCAAAUUUUCACCUUGUGAUAAUAGUGUAUUUCCUCGUCGUAUUUUUAGAGUGAGAAUUAUCAUGUUCUACGUUUGAUUGUUUCGGGAACUCUUAAGAAUAUUAAUAAUUAAUAAUAGUCCUCUGUA
Erythranthe guttata (spotted monkey flower) is the source of this 1187-nucleotide messenger RNA. RefSeq names its product RING/U-box superfamily protein. Lineage: Eukaryota; Viridiplantae; Streptophyta; Magnoliopsida; Lamiales; Phrymaceae. The record is from RefSeq and is a predicted model, not a curated record.